Messenger RNA from Apodemus sylvaticus (European woodmouse), 399 nucleotides. Its product is annotated as 60S ribosomal protein L28-like. The coding region runs from base 1 to 399 and encodes 132 amino acids. NCBI's taxonomy places the organism in Eukaryota, Metazoa, Chordata, Mammalia, Rodentia, Muridae. The record is from RefSeq and is a predicted model, not a curated record. Gene Ontology annotation, biological process: translation. Gene Ontology annotation, cellular component: cytosolic large ribosomal subunit; ribosome. Gene Ontology annotation, molecular function: structural constituent of ribosome. The transcript has a single exon.
AUGUCCGCGCAACUGCAGUGGGUGGUCGUUCAGAAUUGCUCCAGUUUCUUUAUCAAGAAGAAUAAGCAGACGUACACCACGGAGUCCAAUAAUCUGAAGACCCCAAACUCCUUCCGCUACAACGGGCUAAUUCACCGCAAGACGAUUGGAGUGCAGCCCGCAGCUGAUGGCAAUGGGAUCAUGGUAGUUAUGCAAUGCAGAUCCCGUCAGCGAAAACCUGCCACUUAUUACGUGAGGACCACCAUCAAUAAGAAUACUCAGGCAACCCUCAGCUGCUUAAGGCACAAGGACCGCUCUGAUAUGCAUAUGGUGCCCAUCCAAAGAGUCGGUGCCAUACUUAGAAGCCAGAAACCUGUGGUGGGGAAGAGGAAACGGACCUGUCCCACCAAGAGCUCCUGA